AUGCGGUUAAUUUUCAUUGCGAAAAUGCUUCAAUAUUCAUUUCUACCAUUUUCCCCGUUCAAUCUUUUGAAUUUUGAUAAUAGUAUAAGCGUAAGCUGGUUUAUAACAUACUCAGUGAUCGUUUCCAUUUGGGGGUUUGCUGUGUGGAUUGAAGGAGCAUAUAGGAAUAAGAUUAAUCUACAGCUUCCAAGAUGUACGAAGAUAAAAUGCUCCCGCUACAAUACGAGAAUAAAAUCCCCCAAGUGGUUCAACUGUAAAAAUUGGAUGCAUUUUUUCCUAUUAUACCUUUUUCUAACCGCUUCUAACUUAAUUGUUCAAUUGGCCUAUUUUUCAAAAGAAAUGUGUAGUCAGGGUAUAAACGUUCCUGGAACGAAGAAACCAGGUAAUAGAGUUUAUUUAUCGGUUAUCAUACUAAUGGGGAACGGGUGA
This is a messenger RNA of Saccharomyces cerevisiae S288C, 429 nucleotides long. RefSeq names its product Ema17p (gene EMA17). Gene Ontology annotation, cellular component: membrane. NCBI's taxonomy places the organism in Eukaryota, Fungi, Ascomycota, Saccharomycetes, Saccharomycetales, Saccharomycetaceae. The transcript has a single exon. The record is from RefSeq and is marked reviewed. The coding region runs from base 1 to 429 and encodes 142 amino acids.